This is a messenger RNA of Salvelinus fontinalis (brook trout), 2466 nucleotides long. RefSeq names its product guanylyl cyclase-activating protein 2-like. Gene Ontology annotation, cellular component: photoreceptor inner segment; cone photoreceptor outer segment. The transcript has 4 exons. Gene Ontology annotation, biological process: visual perception. Bases 49 to 636 code for a protein of 195 amino acids. Gene Ontology annotation, molecular function: calcium sensitive guanylate cyclase activator activity; calcium ion binding. The record is from RefSeq and is a predicted model, not a curated record. Lineage: Eukaryota; Metazoa; Chordata; Actinopteri; Salmoniformes; Salmonidae.
AGUUUCAGAACAGAGGACAGCGCUCCCCCGACCACCUGCCCGCCAAACAUGGGACAGACGCACCAGACGGAGCAGAAUGACCCGGAGAUCGAUGUCAAGUCGCUCCAGGACAUGUACAAAAAGUUUGUGACGGAGUGCCCGAGCGGUGUUUUAUUUAUCCACGAGUUCAAGCGUUUUUUUGGCAUCGACCCAACUGGGGAAGUCUCUGAGUAUGCGGAGAGCAUGUUUCGAGCUUUUGACAAGAACGGGGAUAACACCAUUGAUUUUCUGGAGUUUGUGGCAGCCUUGAAUCUGGUCUUCCGGGGGGACUUGGAGCACAAAUUACGCUGGUCAUUUAAAGUAUACGACAAGGACAGCAACGGCUAUGUAGAUAGGACAGAACUGCGAGCUAUUAUUGAUAGUAUAUAUCGAUUAAAGAAGACGUCCAAGAGAGAGCAGGAGGGUAUGCAGCUGUCGGUGAAUGAAGUGUGUGAAAGAAUACUGAAUACUGUGGAUGUGGACAGGGACGGUCACAUCACCCUGGAGGAGUUCAUCAAGGGGGCCCAGGGAGACCCAUGGAUCAUGAACAUGCUCCAACUGGACAUGAACCCUUAUGGCUGGGUGCUGGAACAGAGAAGGAAGAGCGCAUACUUUUAAAAUGACUGGAAAGACAAAAGCAUCUUCAUUUAACAUUUUUAUUUAUUUCCCCCCCUUUUUUUUCUUAAACUAAAUUAGGUUCCAAAUCAAUUGCACAUAAUAGGAACAAAUACAUUGCAGAUACUUUCGGAUUGUUUAAGCUAGUUUUAAUUAUAAGGCCAGGAAUGGUUGUGUCGAUUACCUUUCAUAAAUUCCAUGAGAUGAACAGCUUGUUCAUUGUGGGUGAACCUGCAGUGCAGUUUUUCUUUAUCUGUAGAUGAUUUCAUUUGGGCCAUAUGACUUAAUUGGGGCGUUAAAACAAUGUUAGUUCCACUUUAACUACUUUGCAGAUAUGAAACAAACAGACAAUCAUAAUAUCAAUACAAAAUAUAAAAUUUCCAGUUCAUGCUACAAAACCAACUUAAUAGGAGGUUUUAAAAAUAGGUUAUAUUUCACUCAAAAUUCCAUGACAUACAGUAAGGCAUUGUUGGCAGAAUAGAUGGAUGCAGUUCAAUGCAUGAAUAAUAUAAUUCACCAAUACAUUGCAUUCGGAAAGUAUUCAGACCCCUUGACUUUUUCCAGAUUUUGCCUUUUUCUAAAAUUGAUAAAAUAGUUUUUACCCCUCAUCAAUCUACACACAAUACCCCAUAAUGACAAAGCAAAAACUGUUUUUUAGAAAUGUUAGCAAAAUGUAAAUGUAAAAAAACAGAAAUAUAACAUUUACAUAAGUAUUCAGACCUUUAUUCAGUACUUUGCUGAAGCACCUUUGACAGUGAUUACAGCCUUGAGUUUUCUUUGGUACAAAUUGUAGACCUGCACAAGGCUGGGAUGGGCUACAGGACAAUAGGCAAGCAGCUUGGUGAGAAGGCAACAACUGUUGGCGCAAUUAAUAGAGAAUGGAAGAAGUUCAAGAUGAUGGUCAAUCACCCUCGGUCUGGGGCUCCAUGCAAGAUCUCACCUUGUGGAGCAUCAAUGAUCAUGAGGAAGGUGAGGGAUCAGCCCAGAACUACACGGCAGGGCCUGAUCAAUGACCUGAAGAGAGCUGGGACCACAGUCUCAAAGAAAACCAUUAGUAACACACUACACCGUCAUGGAUUAAAAUCCUGCAGUGCACGCAAGGUCCCCCUGCUCAAGCCAGCGCAUGUCCAGGCCCGUCUGAAGUUUGCCAAUGACCAUCUGGAUGAUCCAGAGGAGGAAUGGGAGAAGGUCAUGUGGUCUGAUGAGACAAAAAUAAAGCUUUUUGGUCUAAACUCCACUCGCCGUGUUUGGAGGAAGAAGAAGGAUGAGUACAACCCCAAGAACACCAUCCCAACCGUGAAGCAUGGAGGUGGAAACAUCAUUCUUUGGGGAUGCUUUUCUGCAAAGGGGACAGGACGACUGCACCGUAUUGAUGGGAGGAUGGAUGGGGCCAUGUAUCGCGAGAUCUUGGCCAACAACCUCCUUCCCUCAGUAAAAGCAUUGAAGAUGGGUCGUGGCUGGGUCUUCCAGCAUGACAACGACACAAAACACACAGCCAGGGCAACUAAGGAGUGGCUCUGUAAGAAGCAUCUCACGGUCCUGGAGUGGCCUAGCCAGUCUCCAGACCUAAACCCAAUAGAAAAUCUUUGGAGGGACCUGAAAGUCCGUAUUGCCCAGCGACAGCCCCGAAACCUGAAGGAUCUGGAGAAGGUCUGUAUGGAGGAGUGGGCCAAAAUCCCUGCUGCAGUGUGUGCAAACCUGGUCAAGAACUACAGGAAACAUAUGAUCUCUGUAAUUGCAAACAAAGGUUUCUGUACAAAAUAUUAAGUUCUGCUUUUCUGAUGUAUCAAAUACUUAUGUCAUGCAAUAAAAUGCAAAUUAAUUACUUAAAAA